Messenger RNA from Rhinocladiella mackenziei CBS 650.93, 1233 nucleotides. RefSeq lists its product as uncharacterized. Lineage: Eukaryota; Fungi; Ascomycota; Eurotiomycetes; Chaetothyriales; Herpotrichiellaceae. The coding region runs from base 1 to 1233 and encodes 410 amino acids. The record is from RefSeq and is a predicted model, not a curated record. The transcript is spliced from 2 exons.
AUGAGAGAAAUCCUAUCUGAUCUCGACGAGGAUUUGGGGAUUCAAGGCGGUGACAGAUUGAACCAAAAGCGGGCUCCCCGGCCGAUAGUCAGGGUCAACAGUGCCUCUCUUCGUCUAGGGACUGGGGAGACGGAGGAUGUUCAAUUGAAAGACAUGACUCGACCAAAGCUGCGACGGUCUGAAACCUUCGAGGAACAGACAAAGAGGGAGAAUGAUGAACGAUGGACUCUCCGCCAUGCAUAUUUUGCCAAUAUGGGGGGCUUCCGCCUCCGGGACAGCACCGGAGCUGUCUUUAUCAUCACCGCCAAACACGUCAACCACCUGGUCCGCAAGCGAUACAUCGAGCUUCCCAGGAUAACCACCAUCGAGAUCAAUGACCGGAGCAAAUCUGACAGUUUGGCCAAGUUCCUGGCUAUCAUGCAGGUCGGUUGGCUUGCCGUCCAAGUCAUUGCUCGAGCCAUUCAAAAGCUCGAAACCACCACUCUUGAGAUUACAACUCUGAGUUUUGUGGUCUGUACUCUGGGGAGUUUCAUCGCAUGGUAUCGGAAACCCUAUGACGUCCAAACCUUCGUUGUGUUGGACAUGCCAGAUCAGAGCAUCGAAGACAUCGACCUGACGUAUACCGAAAAAGGGGGGAAACACCGUAACCUCCUUGAAGAGUACAUGGCCGCGCACCCCAAGGCCCAUGUCGUCGACGUCAAUGGCCAUCUUCUGGCGCCGUAUACCAAAUUGACUAUUAUCGACGACAUGCUCCCCACCUACACAUCGGCUUUCACCGACCGCUACCGACACCUUUGGGGCAGCAAGCCGUAUAACUCCCACCGAAUUCGCAACGAUCGAUUGCCAAUCAUGGAGAAAGAAGUCACCGCUGUUGUGGCAGUGACCACCCUCGCCUACGCGGGGCUUCAUGCUGCCGCGUGGAACAUACCUCUGGCCACCGACAUCGAGCAAUUGCUGUGGCGAAUUUCUUCCAUCGUUAUGAUCAUCUGCUGCGUUGCAUGGUUUUUCAUGGAUCACUUUGAGGAGUACUUGUCGCACAGAAGGACGAAGAAGGGAAGGGUUGGUGAUGGAGAAAUUGUCCCUUGGUGGAGAAUUCCGGCGUCUAUCGUGGUUGCGAUUGCGUACAGUGCAUGUCGGCUGUACGUACUGGUCGAAUCAUUUCUAGCGUUGCGGUCGAUGCCCAAAUCUGCAUAUGAGCAGGUGGACUGGGGCCGGUGGGUUCCACAUAUAUAA